Camelina sativa (false flax) is the source of this 613-nucleotide messenger RNA. RefSeq lists its product as uncharacterized. Gene Ontology annotation, molecular function: RNA binding; DNA binding. Gene Ontology annotation, biological process: ribosomal small subunit biogenesis; ribosomal large subunit biogenesis. Gene Ontology annotation, cellular component: nucleolus. NCBI's taxonomy places the organism in Eukaryota, Viridiplantae, Streptophyta, Magnoliopsida, Brassicales, Brassicaceae. The record is from RefSeq and is a predicted model, not a curated record.
UUAAACUCUAAAACCCUUGUUACGGCAGAACUUACGAGUUCUCAACGCAUCAAGAAGGCAACGUUCUUGGGAAUUCUUUGACUAAACAAGGACCUUGUGUUAUCGUAGCUACUGCUACACCAAGAUGAGACAACGCCGUCUUGAGAAUAAUAAGAGGAAGAAAGACUCAGCUUCUGAGGAAUUUGCGAAGGAUCUUACAUAUGGUUAUGUCAAGAUUGGGGACGAAGAUGAUGAGGAAUACGGGAAAAACAGAAAGAAAAAGAGAGUUUCUAAAGCGAAAGAGCUUGAAAUGGCGAUUGAGUUAGAGGGUUUAAAGAAAGAUCCAGAGAAAGGGGAUGUUGUUGCAAAGAAGCACUCGUGGCAAGCGGCUAUAAGGAGAGCUGUUGGUAUCAAAGUUCGCGAUGAUCCAAAGCGGUUGAAGCAGAGAAUCCAAAAGGAAAAGAAGAGGCGCGAGAAGAGCGCGGAGAAGUGGAAAGAAAGAGUUGAAGUGCAACAGAAGGUUAGGGUGGAGAAACAACAAAAGAGAUCAGAGAAUAUUACUGCGAGGAUUCAACAGAACAAGAUGAGGAAGAUUGCCAAAAGAGAGAAAAAACUCUUACGUCCUGGCUAUUAA